Molecule: messenger RNA, 2793 nt
Organism: Capronia epimyces CBS 606.96
Lineage: Eukaryota; Fungi; Ascomycota; Eurotiomycetes; Chaetothyriales; Herpotrichiellaceae
Exons: 1
Coding region: 1-2793 (930 amino acids)
Biological process (GO): positive regulation of DNA-templated transcription
Cellular component (GO): mediator complex
Source: RefSeq, a predicted model, not a curated record
AUGGAGCGUUUGAGUCAAAUGGAUCACUCUAAUGACUUCGCAUCUGAGGCCUUCUUUGACCAGAAUUCUUUGGACCAGAUUCAGCAGAUCGACCCUACAACAGAUCUUGGGUCCGUUGCAAAUGUUGCCCUGCCACCAAAUCUUGCUGUUGCCGAGCAAUUGAAUCGUCGAUGGUCUUCCGGUUGCCUUGAACGAAUAGCCUGGUCGAGGCACGGAAACCUCGCCAGCAUAUCGGAUGAUGCUUCCACCGUCAACCUCGAAUGCCUCCGGUACAGCCAUGAUGCCAAGGCAUGGCAACUAAACGAGAGACACACGCUGGCCACCAUUUUCGAGGAUGCUGUGAGUCUAGCCUGGAGUUCAACUGGAGGGGAGCUGGCCGUUGUCGACAUCAAAGGAAGAAUCUGGGUCUACCACAUCUCCGGUGUCGCUAUCAAUCGCUUAGUUCUGAAUCGUCGGGGGGAUCUCGACGAAGAACGUGAAACGUCACAACCCAUUGGUAUGACAUGGUUGAAUCAGGAUCGGCAAGAAAGACCCAGGAAUUUCGUAGCGCUUGCCACAAAGGUUGACUCUCGAUGGAUUCAUACCAACGCCAGGACAAGACCACCCGGGCCCUAUUGGCACCGAGCCAUCGUCGUCGUCCAUCGCAAUGGUCUUCUGACUCUGUGCUUUCAGAGAGGCGAUGGCCAAUAUUCUAAAGUCACCAAGCAUCUAUCACCAUCCGACAACACCCUCUACAGUCAUGCAAGCUUUGCCCCCACAUUGGAAGGCAAGAUGCUGGUUGCUCUACACUCGUUCAAAAACUUCAUCUCGGUAUGUCUCAUUUCAAUCGACUGGACCGAAGUCAGACAGGCUGUUGAGGGACUGCCCAUCAUGACUGUCGAGUACGUUUCCAGUAAGGUGUCAUCGCGACCCUCUGGUUCUUCCACACUCGGGGAUGUAUAUGAUCCAGAUUCAUGGCGUCUCACCCAUCUGGAAGUUGCGCAAAGUCCAGACGUGGAAAGGGCAGUCCAAACACCACCAACAAUCCUGUCGGUUUCUUCGGGCAUCAACAGAGAAGUCAGCAUAACGGACCACGGUUUCCUGGUCUCCAGCAUGAUCAAAAGAUGGGCAGUGAUCUCAGUCGAACGAAAGUUGCAUCCCCGUUUCGACGAAUUGCCGUCCAAAGGCUCCAGUAAGAUUGGAUCGCCUUCAGUGUACACACUUCAACCUCGACCAGAGAAAGAGGAACAGGUUAUCACCACAGUCCAUCACCUAGAAGGAUCUCUAGCACUCGUGGUGACUACACAGGAAGGUCGAACAGACUUUUUGAACUCAGAGGAUCUGUCCCCUGUGUCCUACGCUGCUUCAGUAACGGAGACAUCGUCCAUGUCUCAAUCAGGCUUCGUAUUCCCGUUUGUACCGAAUGUUACCUGCCCGACUUUCUCGCCCAGUGCUUGCGUGAGGGCAGACCUCACCCCGGAUGGGAAGACCCAACUGGUCACGAUGGAACACCCACUAGGGCAGGGCCAAGCACAACAACCAUUAGACCCCAACAUCGACGUGGCCAUUGCUGCUCUGAACCUUACAUUUGCUCGAGCAUGCUGGACAAAUGCAACUUUCGAUGACGUGCUGAUGUGUGCUUCGCACAGUAUCCCAACUGCAAUCACGCCGGCAAUUGUUUCAGGCUUAUAUCGAUCGCUCUUUCGCGACAACGAGUUUGUGAAUGAGAAGAUGCAGGGUUCGGAGCUUGAACGGAUGUUUCACAAGCCAUACAUGGGGCGAGUCAUGGCUUACCAUGCUUGCCUCACUGCCAAUUGUGGACAGCUUCCUUCCAUUGCUCCUACAGAAGGAAGAAUUGGCUGGUCUUUAAGUGCCCAGUGGGCAUGGAUCGCGAACAAUAUCCGCCACACAGCGACCGUACUCUUUAUGAACCUGCGAGAUGUACAGAAUACCAACCUCGUCAUGACACAAGACUUCACCGACAUGUUGUGCUCAAACCUUCGAUGGGGAUUGUCUGUCAUCCGGUUCAUCAUCAGCACAAUUCUAGAAGUGGGUGACAGAGAGACAAACCCAGAAAUGUUCGACGACAAAGACCCUGGGCGACUAGGAGACAUCAACGGAGAUGGCAGCCAGGGACUGGUUGCCCUUUUACUGAACAUACAUUGCUCUCGCCAGUUUCUCGUUGCUUUUGUCCGGGCAGUCAGGGCUUACGCUAAGAACACAGAGCCUAAAUCGCAACAUCAUGUCCAAGUACUGCAGUGUAUCCAGCAGCAAACCACCAACAAAGGAAUCAGCUUUCAGGCUAUCGAAGCACUACUCGAGUACCGGUGGUCCGUGCAUGGCGACAUUGAAGGCGACAUUCCUGGAACGGCAACCAGACAGCUUGACAUGAUGGCUACAGGAAUCGUCCACGAAGCGUAUCAAGGGACAAUCAAGCUUCUCUUGAAUAAGCUGGUCAAUAGUCCAGUCGGGCUACGAGCGAAGAUGCUGAUCGAUCGGCUAAAACUUUUUACUGAGCUGGUGGACAUUGAGUAUGUGUUUUUGAAUCACGAUAUACUAGGUCGUCGAGAUGGUGAGCCCAAGCAAACACAGAUUGUGUACGAUAUACAUCGCAAGAAGCCGAUAUCCAAGAGCGCGCUGGAUCCAAACGGUACAGGUGUGCUGAUGGUUCGGAGGUGCAUAAGGUGUGGCAGCUUCAGCGAGGAUAUCAAUGCCUCGCCACGAGAUUGGCCUAGACAAGUCGCUAGCCUCCUGACCAAAUGUGUCUGUGACGGGCAUUGGGCUCUCGAGCCCUGGGAUCGGAACAGCAAUUAA